Messenger RNA from Zingiber officinale, 1008 nucleotides. Its product is annotated as acid phosphatase 1-like. The record is from RefSeq and is a predicted model, not a curated record. Gene Ontology annotation, molecular function: acid phosphatase activity. The coding region runs from base 60 to 857 and encodes 265 amino acids. NCBI's taxonomy places the organism in Eukaryota, Viridiplantae, Streptophyta, Magnoliopsida, Zingiberales, Zingiberaceae. The transcript has 3 exons.
AAGGGAGAGGAGGUUUCGCUCCUCGCAACGGCCGGCACAAGUACAACGCAGCACGUACGAUGAGGCGUGAGGUUGUGUUGGUCUUCCUCAGCCUCUCCGCCGGCCUCGUCGCCGGCGACUGGAACCUCCUCAGCUACAUCACCAGCAAGGGAGAAGAGGAGAGCUACAACCACCGCAGCGGCAACAUGGGCUACGGGCUGCGCAACUACUGCGAGGCGUGGCGGAUGAACGUGGAGCUGAACAACAUCCGGGGCUUCGAGGUGGUGCCCGGCGAGUGCACCGGCCACAUCGGAUACUACAUGACGUCGACGCAGUACGAAGUCGAUCUCCACCUGGCCGCCGACAUCGUCUCCCUCUUCCUCGCAGACGACUUCGUGCUGGCCGGCGACGGCAAGGACGCCUGGAUCUUCGACGUCGACGACGUCCUCCUCUCCACCGUCCCCUACUACAAGGCACACCAGUUCGGAGGGACCAAGCUUGAUAAAAAAAGCUUGGAGGCAUGGAUGUCGGAGGCGAGUGCACCGGCAAUCGAGCAAAUGAGGAUGUUGUUCCACAAGAUCAGAAGAAGAGGGCUGAAGGUCUUUAUUUUGUCUUCGAGGGCAGAGCAUCUCAGAGAAGCCACCGUUAACAACCUCAUCUCAGUUGGCUACCAUGGCUGGACAGAUCUCAUAUUGAGGUCGAAGGAGGAGGAGGAAAACAGCAGUGCAGAGGAGUACAAGGCAAAAGAGAGGAGCAAGUUGGCUCACGAAGGGUACCGUUUGUGGGGAAUAGUUGGGAGCCAAUGGAGCAGCCUUGGGGGAUACACAACUGCAAGAAGAAUCUUCAAACUGCCAAAUCCAAUGUAUUAUGAGUACUGAUGAAAGAGAAGAACAACUCAUUGUCUGUCUUCUCUUGUGCUUUGUCAUCUUUUAAUUUUCCCAAUGUAGCUUUCUUUCUGUUGGAUUUUGGGUCUUCCAUUUCAUGAAAACUUUUGUUGGCUGUUGUUUUGGCCUUCUUUUUUUUGAUAUA